Messenger RNA from Amphimedon queenslandica, 1955 nucleotides. RefSeq names its product dimethylaniline monooxygenase [N-oxide-forming] 5-like. The coding region runs from base 169 to 1884 and encodes 571 amino acids. Gene Ontology annotation, molecular function: NADP binding; flavin adenine dinucleotide binding; N,N-dimethylaniline monooxygenase activity. The record is from RefSeq and is a predicted model, not a curated record. NCBI's taxonomy places the organism in Eukaryota, Metazoa, Porifera, Demospongiae, Haplosclerida, Niphatidae. The transcript has a single exon.
CAGUUGUCACGUGGUUUUUUUAAAUUUUUUUAAUGACCGCGAAAACGGUAAUUGCAGUAGAGUAAUUUUACUGUCUACAGUCUGAGCCCUGGAGGCUAUAGGGCAAGAUUGACAUAGAUCUAAUUACUGUAAUUAGCAUUCUUUCUGUUGUCAGUGUGGCAGUUAAUCAUGAAGGGAAAGGUUCACGACGUUACUGUCAUUGGGGCAGGAUGGUCUGGGGUAACAGCAACAAAGUAUAUGCUCGAGGAAGGUCUUUCUGUCGUUACUUUGGAAAGAAGAGACCAUCUGGGGGGAUUGUGGUAUUAUUCAGAUGACCCAUCAGAGAAGAGUGUCAUGAAAAGGACCAGGGCUACUUCCUCGGCUACGGUCAGUGAAAUGUCUGACUAUCCCAUGCCCGAGAGUAUGACUGAAUUUCCUCAUCACAAGCAAAUGCUGCAAUAUCUUCGCUCUUAUGCGAGUCAUUUCGGAGUCCUCCCCUGUAUAGUGUUCAAUACCACGGUGACCGGUGUAUCAAAAGAAGGAGACCUGUGGCAGGUUACAACAGUCAACAGUGAUGUUUAUACAAGUAAAUUUCUUGUUGUGUGCACUGGUCAAACGAUACCGCUAACAGGUCCAAAGGAAACAAUAUUUAAAAAUUUCUCUGGCCCCGUACAUCACGCCAAAGAGAUAAGGGACCUGAUGCCUGAAUAUAAGAACGAGCGGCUCUUAAUAUUCGGAGGUGGGGAGACAGCUGCUGACAUAUGCAGUGAAUGGUACGAUCAUGUCAGCGUCAUUUACUGGAGUUCGCCUCGAGGGCAACAUUUCUUUCGUGGUUACGGUCGAGUUCUUCCCUUUUUGAAACCGAUAGCCCUUGACAAAGCCUCAUCCUGGAUUGUUGACAACAUUUCUCCGUAUCACAAGAGCAAACCAGGUUUCAACUGGAUCUGUAAGUGGACGACAAACGGAUCAUUGCUAGCUUAUCAGGGCCAUGGCAUACCAGAGUGGAAAAACAACACUCCCUUAAUGCAUCAGUUUGUAAAUAAGAAUGGGCACGUCCUUGAUUUGGUUGAUUACAUCAAAGUAGUGCCAAAAGGAGCCAUUACUGAGUGCAGGGGGAAGACAGUAAUGUUUGCUGAUGGCUCAAGCUCAGAGUUUGACGUUGUCAUACUGAGCACUGGCUAUACGGAGUCUUUUCCUUUUUUACCAGAGGACAAGCGACCUCGUGAUUUUCUUAAACUUCAUAAGCAGAUCAUCAACAAUGAUGAUCCGACCUUGGCCUUUGUUGGAUUUAUUCGUCCAGUUCUUUUCUCUGUGUUUGGUGUCGUGGAAAUGCAGUCAAGAUGGCUCUCAAAGAUGUUCAGUGGAAGUGUCCAGAUGAAGAGCAGGGCCGAUCGAAUUAAGGAAACAAAUUCUGAUGCACGCUUUUGGAAGGAAUACUUCAAGACAACCGUUCAGCCAAGAGAUAAAACUGUUGAGUUUUUCCUUUACGUUAAUGGUCUUGCGAAACAGAUUGGCGUCUAUCCAAAUCGUUCAAAGCUUUUUAAAAGAAGCAUCUAUGGAUGGUAUGUCUCUCUAGCAGCCCCUCUUAACUCAUCCAUCUUUAGACUCAACGAUGAGGAGCAUGCCACCAGGGCACUUGUGAAUCUUGAUAAGCACAGAAAAGGAACUCUGGCUUUAUUCUAUUUCUCAUUCUUUUUCCUUCGUAUUCUCCACUUCACUGAGAUUCUGAGUGUCCUUGAGAGCAUCAAGUAUAGAAUCCAAACGUCAAAAGUUGGAAAGUUUUGUUAUAAAGUCGUUGGCCAAACAAGAAUAGUAAGGCUCAUCGAUUGGAUCUGGUGCAUUCCAAAAAGAAUAUUCUUUGACAAUAGGUCAAAGUUACCUGCAGUUCUACCAAUUGACAUGUGAGACUAUUUUAAAGUCAUUUUUGCCCUUUUAUUCAUUGAUCAUUCCAAUAUAGUGUAGAGUUCAGACUUUAA